AUGUCCCGUCUCCUGAUCGAGGGCACCAGCGUGGCCGAUUUUGUCAGGUCGAUGCCGCGGCAAGGGCGCAGCUACAGCCUGAUCCGCUACGAAGAGACGAUCCGGUACGCCGAAUUUCCCGUGCUCGACCUGAGCACACAGCCGCAGACGCCCGCCGCGCAGAACCUGCAGCGCUCUCAUCUGCAGCGCACGCACACGGAGAUCCUGGACAUGCUCGACUGGCUUUACGAUCACGGCGUGCGCCGCAUCAUCACGCUGCGCGUGCCGGACCGCAUGGCGCACCCGCAUGACGAGCUCGAGAUUGCCAGCGUGGUCAAGCGCUUCCGCGUCGAAGAGCUCGACUGGCGCAUUCUCGACCUCUCGCUCAACAUCUUC
This is a messenger RNA of Cryphonectria parasitica EP155, 375 nucleotides long. RefSeq lists its product as uncharacterized. The annotation marks the transcript as partial. The transcript has a single exon. The record is from RefSeq and is a predicted model, not a curated record. Lineage: Eukaryota; Fungi; Ascomycota; Sordariomycetes; Diaporthales; Cryphonectriaceae.